AUGCCACGCCCGACAACUCGAGAGGAGGUCCUCGGGAGACUCCGCAAGACUGUAGCUGAUGGCUCCAUCAUCGUCGGUGCUGGUGCUGGCAUUGGACUCUCCGCAAAGGCCGUUGAAGCUGGCGGCUGCGACCUGAUCCUAGUCUACAACUCUGGCAGAUUCCGCAUGGCCGGUCGAGGCUCCCUCGCUGGGCUGAUGCCCUACUCAGAUGCAAACCAAGUCGUCGUGGAAAUGAUACGUCUACAAUCAUAUGCCAGCGAAGUCCUCCCGGUCGUCGAGAACACACCCGUCCUCGCAGGCGUCUGCGGUACCGAUCCAUUCCGCUCAAUGCCCGCUUUCCUCGAAGAGCUGAAGAAACUCGGUUUUGUCGGCGUGCAGAACUUCCCGACGGUCGGCCUGAUCGACGGCCAGUUCCGGGCGAACCUCGAGGAGACGGGGAUGGGGUAUGAUCUUGAAGUGGAGAUGAUCGCAACGGCGCAUAAGCUGGGGCUUGUAACAACGCCGUACGUCUUCAAUAAGGAGGAUGCGGUCAAGAUGGCUCGCGCCGGGGCAGAUGUAGUCGUUGCUCACGCUGGAUUGACGACGUCCGGCUCGAUCGGGGCGCGGAGUGGCCGGUCCUUGGAUGACUGCGUUGGAUUUGUACAGGAGAUUCGCGAUGCGGCAGCCGGUGUUAACCCGGAUAUCCUGGUGCUAUGCCAUGGUGGGCCAAUUGCGCGCCCCAAGGAUGCGGAGUUUGUGCUAUCGCGGACGGUUGGGGUGCAUGGGUUCUUCGGCGCAAGUAGUAUGGAGCGGCUGCCGGUGGAGAUCGCGAUCAAAGAGAACGCGGAAGAAUUUAAACGAUUGAAGGUGCGGUUGCAGUAG
Molecule: messenger RNA, 861 nt
Organism: Penicillium cinerascens
Lineage: Eukaryota; Fungi; Ascomycota; Eurotiomycetes; Eurotiales; Aspergillaceae
Product: TIM-barrel enzyme family protein
Exons: 3
Coding region: 1-861 (286 amino acids)
Molecular function (GO): catalytic activity
Source: RefSeq, a predicted model, not a curated record